CGCGAGUGUAAAAUUAGUGAUAGGCUGCUGGCCGUCUUGCGGAUAAAACAUUUUUUUUGUGGUGUUUAUGCUGUCCGAAAUUGCAGAAAAUAUCGUAGGCGUUCAGUUUUAGGCUAAUGUAUGCACUUGCAAUAAUAAGCUGUAUAGGUUUCAACAAUUAAAUGCGCGAAAAUUUAAAAGAAAGCUGCAGGAAAUUUUCAGAUGCCAAUACGAAGCAAGGGCGCAAAGAGCAAACAAAAGAAACAAUGAGCGAAACAAAGGAUAGAUAGAAAACCCGAAAACUUUACAUUUAAUAGGCAGAAAUCAGCCUGAAAUUAUUUUAAAUAAAGUAUAACAGCGAAGUGAAGUGUUGGCUAGUGGCUGUUUCUGUGUCCGUGUCGAAAUACUAAAUGCAUAUACCAGGUGCCAGCGCCAGUGAAAGGAGAAAAGCCCUCGGCCAUACGCGUAUAUGGAUGUGUGUGUGUAUGCAAGUGUGAGUGCGUGUGCAUAUGGGGUUGGAAAAUUGUGAAAACUACGAAUACGGAAGUGGUAACAGAUAAUCGAAAAAGACAUUUCUUCUGCGCCCAAAAAUUCCCUCAACUCCAUCGAAAUAGUUCAAAAAUGCCUAGCGCCUCCUUUACAUCAUCGCGCACCUACGUGCGCCGCUCCAGACGAAAAGGAGCCAACAGAAUUGCCAUGCCCAACCGUCCGACAGGCAACAUAAUGGAUCCAAUGCUGCAACAAAAUGUGCAUGCGUCUGGUGCAGGCGCCAUCGUAGCUGCUUCCGCCUCCCAAAACAACAAUUCUACAUCGUCUGGGGCUAAUGCUGUUGUCUCCGGUGCUGGUGCGGGCUCAUGCAAUAGCAGCAGUAGCAGCACCUCAACCAUGUCUACAACCAAUGCCUCUACCGCCGCUGCCUCUUCGGAGUACUUUGACAGCGGUCAAUCGACCAGCGGCAGCGGUAGUAGCGCCAGUGGCAGCUCAACGUCAGGAAGCACAUUUUCCGGAAAUCAAAAUCUGGGAAACUUUUACAAUACACUGCAGAUGAUGGACACAACAGAAAGUGCUGGCAGUGUGGCCUCGACGUCAAGCUCAGUUCCGGCGGCAGCCAUUUCCUCAGGAGCAGCGACAUCAUCUUCAUCGGCAGCAGCCGGCAGCUUGAAUAGCAGUAAUAGCAACAACUGUGCCAACAAUAGCGCCACAAGCAACGCAAACAUGACCUGCUCUUCCAACUAUCCCAGCACGUCUGCUACUGUUUCCACGCUAAACACGGGAACGGGUUCAUCCUCGAUUUUGCCCGCGUCCAGUCAGGCCAACACCUCUUGUUGCCAUCAGUCACCGUACGACUUACGCCGCAAGAUAUCUUCUGCCAGCAGCCACGAGCAAUGGUGCUCCAGUGCACCCACUUCGUCUUCAUCGCCUGCCACUGCCCAGCCUGGAGCUAUACUCGUGGGUCCAUCAAGUAGCUCACCGCCGCUUGUGAAUCCUAGCACCUCGCCAUCAGCGUCGUCAUCGUCGUCUUCGUCAUCGUCUUCGUCGUCGCCCUCUUCCGCCAUUGUGCAAGCACCCUCAACAAGCGCCACUUUUCCUGUUAACAAUGCACCCACCACAGGCGCCACACUGGCGCAACCCCCCAACGUACACAGUUCAGUACCGCAGCAGCAGCAUUGUGGUGCACUACCCGUUGGCGGAGCAUCAUCGGCCAAUGAAGACAACAGCUACAUGUUGCCGGCGCGGAAACGUUCACGGCGCUUAUAUACGCAAAGCGGUGAUGCCACUAUCGUGCCCACAACAGAGCUGGGCAGCACAUCACCCACAGGACCGACAGCCGCCCAGUAUCUGCAAUAUGAGCUGCCCGAUGAAGUGCUGCUGGCCAUAUUCUCGUACCUGCUCGAGCAGGACCUGUGUCGUCUGGCGGUUGUGUGCAAGCGCUUCAAUACCAUUGCCAAUGACACCGAGCUCUGGAAACGCCUUUACCAGUCGGUCUUCGAGUAUGACAUGCCCUUGUUCAAUCCAGAAAUUUGCAAAUUUGUCUUUGAGAAACCCGAGGAGUCUGAGUACGCAAAUCCAUGGAAGGAGAGUUUCCACCAGCUUCAUCGCGGUGUGCAUGUGCGUCCUGGUUAUCAAGAAAAGCGAUAUGCCGGUCGAAGUAUUGUUUUUUUCAACACCAUACAAGCGGCUCUGGAUUAUCCUGAGGAACGCGCCGCAGCGGCUUUUGCAUCCGGCGCUGGCGCCGGUAAUGUUACCGCAGGUCUGUCCAAUACCAGCGCGGCUUCGGGGGCCAACGGCGCCAGCGUCAAUGCAUUGGCCAACAUCUAUGAGGAUAACGUUCCGCCAAUGGAACAUCCCGGUACGCUAAUAUUCCUGCAUUCUGGCCACUACAAAGGCGAAUAUUUGUUCAUUGACUCGGAUGUAGCGCUAGUUGGCGCUGCACCCGGUAAUGUCGCCGAAUCGGUGAUAUUGGAGCGCGAGGCCGGGUCGACUGUGAUGUUCGUGGAGGGCGCGAAGUACGCGUAUGUCGGUUACCUGACCCUGAAAUUCUCGCCGGAAGUCACCUCAACAGUGCCACAUCACAAGCACUACUGCCUGGACAUUGGUGAGAACUGUUCGCCCACUGUCGACAACUGCAUAAUACGCUCCACAUCUGUGGUGGGGGCCGCUGUCUGUGUUGGAGGUGCAAAUGCCAAUCCAGUCAUCCGAAACUGUGACAUCAGCGACUGCGAAAAUGUCGGCCUCUAUGUUACGGACUUUGCUCAGGGCACCUAUGAGCACAACGAAAUCAGCCGCAACGCCUUGGCCGGCAUAUGGGUAAAGAACUUUGCCAGCCCCAUCAUGCGUGAGAAUCACAUUCAUCAUGGACGCGACGUUGGCAUAUUCACCUUUGAGAAUGGCAUGGGAUACUUUGAGAAGAACGACAUACACAAUAAUCGCAUAGCAGGCUUCGAGGUAAAGGCAGGCGCCAAUCCUACAGUGGUGAAGUGCGAGAUUCAUCAUGGUCAGACGGGCGGCAUCUAUGUACAUGAGAACGGUCUGGGGCAGUUCAUAGAAAAUCGCAUUCACUCAAAUAACUUUGCAGGUGUCUGGAUAACGUCAAACAGUAACCCGACCAUACGAAAAAACGAGAUAUAUAAUGGCCAUCAGGGCGGUGUGUAUAUCUUCGGCGAGGGUCGCGGCCUCAUCGAGCACAAUAACAUUUACGGCAAUGCAUUGGCCGGAAUACAAAUACGAACCAAUAGCGAUCCCAUUGUGCGGCACAAUAAGAUACAUCAUGGGCAGCAUGGCGGCAUUUAUGUGCAUGAGAAGGGCCAGGGCCUGAUUGAGGAGAACGAGGUGUACUCUAAUACUCUGGCGGGUGUGUGGAUAACCACCGGCAGCACUCCAGUGCUGCGUCGCAAUCGCAUACACUCAGGCAAACAGGUCGGCGUCUAUUUUUAUGACAAUGGCCAUGGAAAGCUGGAAGACAACGACAUUUUCAAUCACUUGUACUCGGGUGUGCAAAUACGCACGGGUAGCAAUCCAGUGAUACGUGGAAAUAAGAUAUGGGGCGGCCAGAACGGCGGCGUCCUAGUCUACAAUGGUGGGCUCGGUCUGCUCGAACAGAAUGAGAUAUUUGACAAUGCCAUGGCCGGCGUUUGGAUCAAGACGGACUCGAAUCCGACGCUGAAACGCAAUAAAAUCUACGAUGGACGCGAUGGCGGAAUCUGCAUAUUCAACGGCGGCAAAGGCAUACUCGAGGAGAACGAUAUCUUUCGCAAUACGCAGGCCGGUGUACUGAUCUCAACACAAUCGCAUCCCAUUCUUCGGCGUAAUCGCAUUUACGAUGGUCAAGCGGCUGGUGUGGAAAUCACAAAUAAUGCCACUGCUACGCUGGAGCACAAUCAAAUAUUUAAGAACAAGUUUGGUGGUCUCUGCCUCGCAAGCGGCGUCCAACCCAUUACGCGCGGCAAUAACAUUUUCAACAACGAGGACGAGGUGGAGAAAGCGGUCUCCAGCGGGCAGUGCCUGUACAAGAUCAGCAGCUACACCUCGUUUCCCAUGCACGAUUUCUAUCGCUGUCAAACGUGCAACACAACGGAUCGCAAUGCCAUAUGCGUGAACUGUAUCAAAAAUUGUCAUGCAGGACAUGAUGUCGAAUUUAUAAGACAUGAUCGCUUCUUCUGCGACUGUGGUGCUGGCACCUUAUCGAACCAAUGUCAAUUGCAAGGCGAGCCUACUCAGGACACGGAUACACUCUACGAUUCGGCGGCGCCUAUUGAAUCGCACACAUUAAUGGUCAACUAAGGCAGCAGCAUCGGCAGCAUCAUCAUCAACAGCAGCAUAUUUCUGUAGUUUAAGCUUUAGCUUAAGUCGCAAGCUCAUUAUUGUAUGCACUAGGGGCACACGGCCAAUUAUUUAACAAUAUCAAUCGUGUUGCUGUAAAUAUUCAAAAACACAAUAUUGCCAAUACAAUUCGUUGUAUGUAAAUAAUGAUAAAUUAAUUAACUUGCGUUCGAAAUUAACUCAAUGUGCAAUUUAGUUUAACCCAAACCUAAACCGCAACCCAAGCGAGAAGAGAAUGAAAUCAAGAAGUGAAAUGCGGAAUAUCUUACGUCACAACGAAAAACAAAAUUUAAAUGUGCAUUUGUUUUUGUACGAAUUCAAUGAAAUGAAACAAGAACCCAGUGAAGAACAAGUUAGUUUAUAAGAUAGUAUAGUAGGCCUUAUUCAAUAACACAACAAAAAUCAACUGCUACGAAAAUGUAUUUUAGCCAUAAACGUAGCUGCAAUCCGAAAAGCAAUUUCUAAUACUAAAACUAAUUAAUAAUUAUGUAUUAAAAGGCAA
Molecule: messenger RNA, 4801 nt
Organism: Scaptodrosophila lebanonensis
Lineage: Eukaryota; Metazoa; Arthropoda; Insecta; Diptera; Drosophilidae
Gene: FBXO11
Product: F-box only protein 11
Exons: 4
Coding region: 601-4260 (1219 amino acids)
Biological process (GO): ubiquitin-dependent protein catabolic process; regulation of apoptotic process; protein ubiquitination
Molecular function (GO): protein binding; zinc ion binding
Source: RefSeq, a predicted model, not a curated record